UGACAGUUAAAAAAAACUGUUUUCCUCCCGCGAAAAUUAAAGCUUUUUGGAAAAGGCAUUGAUUUGCUUUAUUCAAUCAAGUUUUGAAUCAGUGGAAAGCCCCAGCUCCGACAUGCCCACUUCCUCUACUUUUCUUCUGCUCUCCUCUCUGCCCCAAGAUCGCACUUUCUUCGAUUUCCUUUUCCUCUGCCAAAUAUGGUUAAAGAAACUGAAUUCUACGACGUUCUUGGCGUCAGCCCUGCUGCUUCCGUGGAGGAGAUUCGCAAAGCCUACUAUCUUAAGGCUAGGCAAGUCCACCCCGAUAAGAAUCCAGAUGAUCCCCAGGCAGCUGCGCGGUUUCAGGUACUAGGAGAAGCUUACCAAGUUUUGAGUGAUCCGUUGCAGAGAGAUACAUAUGAUCGGAAUGGCAAGAAUUGCAUAUCUAAGGAAACAAUGCUUGAUCCAACUGCUGUUUUCGCUCUCCUGUUUGGGAGUGAACUUUUUGAAGAUUAUAUCGGGCAUCUAGCUGUGGCAUCAAUGGCGUCUACUGAAUUAGCCGGUGAAAGCGACAAUCCAGAAAAAGUCCAUGACAAACUCAAGGCGGUUCAACGAGAGAGAGAGGAAAAGCUUGCUGUGAAGCUAAGAGAUUUUCUUCAGCAAUAUGUCAGUGGUGACAAAGAUGGCUUCAUCAGAAAAGCUGAAUCAGAAGCAGAGAGGCUUUCGCGUGCAUCUUUUGGGGCUGAAAUGCUGAACACCAUUGGAUACAUAUACACGAGGCAGGCGGCGCUGCAGCUGGGGAAGAAAGCCCUCUAUCUAGGGGUGCCGUUCGUUGCUGAGUGGGUUCGCACAAAGGGACACUUUUGGAAGUCACAAUUCACAGCAGCAAAAGGUGCUUUUCAGCUGCUGCAGCUCCAGGAUGACAUCAGAAGACAGUGCAAGAUCGAAGGUGGUGGUGAGGAAGACGACGUGGAGGCACAUCUACGACAGAACAGGGAGGCGCUCAUGAACUCGCUGUGGAAACUGAAUGUGGUAGACAUUGAGAUCACUCUGGCUCAUGUCUGUCAAAUGGUGCUUCAAGACAGCCAUGUGAGGAGGGAAGAGCUCAAGACGAGGACCGUUGCUCUGAAAAAUCUAGGGAGAGUUUUUCAGAGUCAAAAGUUGAAUCAAAAUGGUGGAACAUCAAAGAAGAAAGUUGAAGAUGAGAGCAGCUCUGAUAGUAGUGAUGAUGAGGACUCUCACAGACCACUCAAUUACAAAACACCUCUUGUUACACAGGGCAUAGGAAGGCUCUUCAGGUGUCUCUGUAACCCGGCGUUUGACGUUGAUGACGAUGAAAUUGUGUAUAGAGGAAGAUGAGUGUAACAGAUUAUUGCUUCUGUUAGACAAAAACAAGCUGGUUUGUUAGAACAAAAAUUGGUGUUUUAGUACAGGCUCAGUUUCUUACAAGAAAGUGUCUGUUUCAGACAAUUGAUUAUUUCAUGUUGUUUUGUUUUGGAGAAAAUGUCUCAUUUUCAAGA
Molecule: messenger RNA, 1496 nt
Organism: Salvia hispanica
Lineage: Eukaryota; Viridiplantae; Streptophyta; Magnoliopsida; Lamiales; Lamiaceae
Product: DNAJ heat shock N-terminal domain-containing protein
Source: RefSeq, a predicted model, not a curated record